Messenger RNA from Acytostelium subglobosum LB1, 633 nucleotides. RefSeq lists its product as hypothetical. The record is from RefSeq and is a predicted model, not a curated record. The annotation marks the transcript as partial. Lineage: Eukaryota; Evosea; Eumycetozoa; Acytosteliales; Acytosteliaceae. The transcript has 3 exons.
AUGGGAAAGAGCAUGAAGAUACCAGAUGAUGCCAAGGCAUUCCCAGACUGCCAAGGCCCAAUGACAAAGCAAAGUGAUGCUUCUAGCUGGAAGAAGAGAUACUUUAUUCUCAAAGGAAAGAUGUUGUAUUACUCUGCUUACCAAGGUGACUUAUACUGCAAGGGAUACAUUGAGUUGACACCAGCCACAAUGAUCAGGAAGAACAACAGUCAAGAGGUACAUAUCAUCAGCAGUGGAAUGCCAAUCAAAUGCUAUGCACCAAGCGCGGCCGAAUGUGACAUCUGGGUGAGCACUCUACAGAGGAACAUACAGACGAUCUUUGGUGUCGUUGUCGUCUCGUCCACACCAACCGUCGUCCAUCGAUCAGCACCAUCAUCCACGGUCGUCUAUCAGUCAGCGCCACAGAUGGUCAUGACUACUCAGCCAACGACAGUGAUCCACACUGCACCACAAAUCAUCACUGCCGCACCACAAGUAGUGAUGACACAACCAACCGUCAUGUACCAUCAGCCACAACAAGUGUAUCACCAGCCACAAGUGUACCAUCAGCCACAAGUGCACUACGCACCAUCACCAUACGUACCACAGGCUCAAGCAUACUAUCCACCACAACAAACAACCUAUUACUAUCGC